GCAGCCAUGCCGGGAAGUUUAAUUGGCAUUUUGUAAACAAAGACAGCUGAAAGCCUCCCCAGUGUUUAUUUAAUCGGAUGAUCAACGUAUUUCGAUAACAAUCAAUCAGAAAUAUAGUUUACAAACGAAUAUCAAGGUUCAGAAGAUUUUCUCACAGUUGAUUUGCCAACUCUGUCUGAUCUACAGCAAUGGAUUAUGUGACGGGAUGGAUGCUUGAUGCAUUCAACAUGAGUAAAACAGCAGCAAGAGGAUUAUUGUCUGGCUUGACGACAUCUGACAGAUUGUCUGCUAGGAUUGCUGAAUUGGAGGCUGAGUUGGAAGCUGCUAAAACUAACCAGGGGAAUGCGGAGGUCAGGUCCAGUUCUUCAGGUUUGGGCUCUCUCGGGAUGUGUCGUCAACAUGUUUGUGCUGCCUGCUUGAAGCCAAGUUAUACUUGUGUGCAACUAGAGGGGAGCAGCGUGGAUCCAGAAGACUACAUCGGUCUCUUCCCAGAAUCCUCAUCACCUUGUAGUGCAAGGUUGUUGAGCAGCUCCAAGUCGAACUCUGGUACUCAUUCCCACGGGCCUGCGGUGUCCGAGGUUUCGUCAUUUGUCAGCGAGAAGGCAAAAGGCAAAGAGUAUGCCCCUCCUGAUAUGCUCGCGGUCGGCGGGACUCUGUUGCCUGAGAUCACUGUUGAGGCUCUGAGGAGCGUGAAGCUCAAGAGGACAGGCGGCCCCGACCUGAGGUCAAGAAUCAAUGAGAACGGAAACCUCUCUGCCAAGGUUAAGCCGCUUGCGCCCAGCAAUCAGCCUGUAGUCACUCUGGCAGCGCUACAGCGUGUGUCGCUGAGGAAAACAUCGCAUGUCGUCAAGAGUCACGGUGACUGCGUUGAAGAUGACCUGAGUCGGAAGGAGAAUGAGAACUCUGGUGACGGUACCAUGGUCGACAUCCGCAAAGUUCUCAAACGAACAACCCUACAAAGGAGUCCUGGAGGUACUCCCAUGACAAGCAAGAGGACCAGAUGUUAG
Molecule: messenger RNA, 1007 nt
Organism: Aplysia californica (California sea hare)
Lineage: Eukaryota; Metazoa; Mollusca; Gastropoda; Aplysiida; Aplysiidae
Exons: 9
Coding region: 189-1007 (272 amino acids)
Source: RefSeq, a predicted model, not a curated record